AUGCACCCACCGACCAAUAUUGACAUGACUGUGCAAGGUGGACUGUUCCUGUUCGGAGGUGUGCUGAUGUUCUUUGAUCGCUCCAUGCUGGCAAUGGGCAAUAUUCUCUUCCUCAUCGGCCUCACCCUCAUCAUUGGCUUCCACAAGACCUUCAUGUUCUUUGCCCGACGUCAAAAGCUCAAAGGCACGGCAGCCUUCAUGGCCGGCAUCUUCCUUAUAUUGAUUCGGUGGCCGUUAGUCGGGUUCCUGGUCGAAUUAUAUGGGAUAUUUGUUCUGUUUGGAGACUUCUUUGCCACCAUUGCCUCGUUCGCAGGCAACAUCCCCAUCGUGGGGCCGUACCUUCAACUGGCGUUGCAAAAGAUCUCAAGGGGGAGAAGGAAUGCUGAGCUACCGGUAUGA
Molecule: messenger RNA, 399 nt
Organism: Capronia epimyces CBS 606.96
Lineage: Eukaryota; Fungi; Ascomycota; Eurotiomycetes; Chaetothyriales; Herpotrichiellaceae
Exons: 3
Coding region: 1-399 (132 amino acids)
Biological process (GO): retrograde transport, endosome to Golgi; endoplasmic reticulum to Golgi vesicle-mediated transport
Cellular component (GO): Golgi membrane; endoplasmic reticulum; COPII-coated ER to Golgi transport vesicle
Source: RefSeq, a predicted model, not a curated record